AACUGUGCAAAAAAAAAAUUAAUUUCGACUUAAGAAAUCGUCCGUUAAAGAUUAAAGGAGAAAAUAUUAAAGGCUUUACAGGAGAGAGAAUUGGCGUUGAUAUGACGGAUUCUGAUUGGAUUAUGCAUAAUUAUUGACCACAAGGUUAUUGACUGAAUCCGCUCCCAUUAUUCCCUAUUGCUGCCCGCAGCACCUCUCCUAUAUUCCUCCAACAAUUCCCCAUCUCCCUUCUUUACUUCUUCAUCCCACGACAAAGACGAUUACUAACUUAAUAAUUGCUUCUUUCCCCCAAUUCCCUAGCAUCCAAUAGAACCCUAAUUCUAGGUUUCUAUCAUCCCUACCAUAAAUGAUUAAUCAUUGUGAAACUCCCUCGCAGUCGCAUUACAGUUACUGACAUCAAAACCCUAAAACCUCAUCAAUGGGUUGCUACAACUCCAGGCCAAAAAAAGCCGGUGAAGACCAGAUUUCGUCAUUACCAGAAAAAAUCAUCCAUCAUCAGAUCCUCCCUCGCCUCCAAUCCACAAGACUCACCAACAGGAUCAUCGUCCUCUCCAAAAGAUGGGCCCAACUCUGGCGCUCGUAUCUGAUCCUCGAGUUCGAUGCCCAAAAAGAUUUCAACUCCAAGGAAUCCAUGCAGAGAAUCGCCGACGCCGUAAAGACGAAGUUAUCCUCUUCUUCCCACAACACCCACACCGCCGUCAGGAUCGACGUCGAUUUCGAACACUGCGACCAAGACAUUUUCACCAACUUUAUCGACGUCCUGCUCGAAACCGUCGCCGCCGCCAAAACGCCGACGCGAGAGAUUGACGUCAUGUGGGGAUUUGGAGCUCCGAUUAUCCUUAUAGCCUCCCCCUCAACUUGCUGCGGUCGCCGCCUGAACCGUUACUCUGCCGCCGCUAUAACACCCAAGUUCUCAAGUUGCGAUACUGCAGCUUUGACCGCUACUGUUAAAAAUCGAACAGAAAAAUCUAGGGUUACCGAUCUGGCUGAGUCGCAGACUAGGUCGCUCUCUUAAGACGUUCGUGGCACUGCCUCGUAUUGCGCACAGCAGACUAUUAGCCCGGUCGCCUCGAGGAUAAAACAACCACUCUUUUGAUUUGCUCAACGGUUUUGUGCGAAAAAACUGGAGUUCUUUGAAUCUCACUCUCUCUCAUGUUUCCGCUCUAUGAGGUGUCUUUAGAGGGUCUUGGGAUUCAUGCUUCACUAUGCAUGAACUUUUCGCAUACUACUCAUGACUUGUUAUUACCCAUUGAACUCAUUUCUUAGGAUCUCUAGUCUAUUGGGUCGGGUUACCAUCACUUGUAGUAUGUGGUUCGGUAGGCAUAUGUCUCAUACCUUCGUGGUAUUUUGGACUUUUCUCUCUAGAUAUUCCUUUAGUCAAAGGAUCAGCUAGAUUAUGUUAGGAUCUUACAUGAUCCACCCUCAUUGGUCCUAUCAUUAGGAGUUCUGUAACAGUAUUGUGCUUACGACGAAUUUGUCGUCUCUUUUUGUUCUAGAACCAGUUCCCUUCUUUAGCAAUAGUUGCGGUGUUAUCACAAUAAAUGAACUAUCGGAGGGAUCGGUCUUUCCCAUAAGGGUAUCUCUAGUAGUGACCCUCUCAAUCAACUUUCCUCUUUACUAACCAUUGCUAGUUCUAUCAUUUCUGAUUUCUUAGUUGAUUGAGCCAAGAUCGUUUACUUAUUGGACUUCCAAAACGCAACUCUUCUAGCGAUGUUCAAAAUGCCCAUUGGAUGCCUUGGAGUCCUCUAUAGGUAUUCUCGUCCGCAUCAGUAUACCCUACCAAUACAUCAAGAAACCGUUGAUAACAUAUAUCAAGGCCUACUGUUCACUUAAGGUGCCUCAUGACCCUUUUCAAUAGCAUUUCAAUACUCAUACUAGGACAAUCAGUAAACUUGCCAAGUACCCCCACUAUGUUGGGUCUCAUGUUUGUCAGCUGCCUCUCGCAGACUGUCGAUGCUAGUAGUUCUUACUUUCUUACACAGUCUUUGGUGCUCUUUUAAAAAUUGUACUAGCAUCUUCAAACAUUUAGGCAAGUGUACAACAUGUAUUUCUUAUAGAUCUUAACCAAAAGGUUAGAUUGAUCUAUAAAAAAAAUCUCUUUCACUGUCCUAGUCAUUUGGAUCUCUAAGCAUAACACUUGGAUCCUUCUUAUCAAGAUUCUCACUCAACACGAUUUUCACAUUUAUUCGUGUCAUGAGUCUUUGCAACAAAGAUCAACAUGUCUUUUAUAGCAAGUGUCAUUCUCAAGUUUGUAACAAAUGCGCUUGUCACUUUCAUUCAAAAACCAUGAGAGAGAACCUGAUUAUUCAUGCCACUGUUUUGAGUCUAUUUCAAAUCCUAUCAUGAUUUGUCUAACCAUAGACUCCAGAAGCAUGUUCAAGAUAACAACCUCUUAGGUUGUCCCAAGUAGAUUUCUUUAUCUAAGUCACCAUUCACAAAAGAAGUUUAACAUCCGUAUGACGUUUGUUAUUCUACAUAUUGGUGAAUAAAUAUCGAAGAAAUCUAUAAUUUUUCCUCUUCUCCUAAAGCCUUAGCUACUAGGCGAUCAUUAUACUCAUAAACUAAACCAUUAGGUUACAGUUUUUCUUUUAGAAAUCCAUUUAUUACCUUGGCUUCAUUGCCAGGAGGUAAUUCUCGAAGAAGUAAAUCUUGUUCGGUUCCAUUCUCUCGUGGGAUUAAGUCGAUUUUGGGUGACUUUGAAGAUGCGUGGUAAGUUGUUGGAUGAGGUAUAUGUGCCACUGCCUAAUUGACCACUUGAGAUCUGAGUUUUACACUUCUGUUUGAAUUAAUGACAGUGCUUAUU
Molecule: messenger RNA, 2803 nt
Organism: Linum trigynum
Lineage: Eukaryota; Viridiplantae; Streptophyta; Magnoliopsida; Malpighiales; Linaceae
Source: the annotation of a GenBank genome assembly